This is a messenger RNA of Bombus huntii, 5269 nucleotides long. RefSeq lists its product as uncharacterized. The transcript is spliced from 7 exons. Bases 3041 to 4060 code for a protein of 339 amino acids. Gene Ontology annotation, cellular component: cytosol; membrane. Lineage: Eukaryota; Metazoa; Arthropoda; Insecta; Hymenoptera; Apidae. The record is from RefSeq and is a predicted model, not a curated record.
AACCAAUCGCUAAAGACUUCUUAAGUAUAAUUUAAACAAGGAACAUGGGAGACAUAAAUUCAAUCCUUUCUUGUUAGUAUACAAUAAUGAUAGAAUAUGAAAAAAGGUAUUAACUGUUCGUGUAGAAAAUAUUUCAAACAAAACUUCCCGCCUUAUAUUUAAAAAUUUCAAAGUUGAAGAGUCGUUUUGGAUUAUCGAUUGCGUAUCGAUAUUGUAAAUGAAUCGUAAUUCACGCUAUAAAUACAUAUCUGCCAAACCUGUAUUUUUGCAGAAAUUGUGCAACUAGUGUGUUAUUUUAUCUUUUAAAGAAUGCAGAUAAAUGAAGUACAAAGUUUCAACAAGUAUAUCAAUAAUCAAUGAAAGUUUUAAAUGUGUUGCCCGUUGAACACUAGUGUAUCACAAGUUUUUAACCUCUACGAAACGUAAAUAAUUCCUGGAGAAAAUUUUCGAAAAUAGUAAAUUCCAUAUAAUUUGCUAGAAAUUAAACUAAGGUUGUUAAUUAUUAAUGUAACGUAAAUCAUUAUCCUGUUUUGGAGGUUAACUUCCUUCGUAAGAGGUUGGAUUGGAAUAUGGAAACAGCAUUUUAAGAUUAUAAUUUUUAACUUCAUUCGCAACAAAUAAUUGGAAAGGAACAUUGAUAACAAAAAAUAUUGGUUUUUGUAUGAUCCCUACUAUUACAGAAACAAUGGUAUCAGAGACUUUUUUUGGAACUGGUGGAAUACUUCAUGGUGCCAUAAUGUUCAUGCUGAGAUUUACUUGGCAGUCAAGAUAUCGUUUACCGAUGCUUAUAAUUAUUAUAUUGAUUGCAAUAGAUUACAGACUUCAAUUAGCACUUGAAUUUGAUAUUAAUCCUGAACUACAUAAUCAUUUGUGAUUAAGGAUUUAAGUUAUUUAUAGAUCACUUUUAGAUUAUAUUGUUAAACAAAGUUUUAAAUGCUCAUAGGAAGUAAUAAGAGAAGUAUUUUUCAAGAGAUUCAAGGAUAAAAGGGUAUAUAUUGUUGAUAUUUUUAUUUAUUUCUGUUGUAGUUUCAGAUUAGUAUAGAAUGACACUGCGUUGGAAUUGUAUAGGCUAAGGAAAUUUUUUACUGAUAUUAAUAUUUUCAAGUAUUUAUGUAUCAUAUUGUAAAGAGAGUAAUAUAUAGGUUUUACACAAUCAUUCAUUGGAAUGUAAAUUAUAUAUUUAAAUUAAUAAUUACUGUUAUAAGAUCUAUAUUAUCACAUAAUUUUUAAUGCAUACUUGUUUAUUACAAUGUGUUUUACACAUAGUUAUUAUAUAUUCGUCUGUUUAUAUUGUUAAGACUCGUAACUUUUAAUUUUGUUACAUGUUUUUUAUUAAGCGAUAUGUCUGAGAUUGACGUUUAAACGAAUAUUCUUCAUUAAAGUAUGAUUAAGGUAAAUGUGAUAAAAUAGCUUCAGAUAGUAUAGUAAAUAAUCAAAUUCUUUAGGAUUUUAGCUAUUAUAUAUAUAAUUAUUAAGACCAUCUAUAUAAAUUAUUGGGAAGAUAUAUGUAUAUUUUUGCUAUUAAUUACUGAAUUGUAAGAAAUAUUUGAAAAUAUGUUAGUAGUUUAUUCGGAAAAUUUAAAUAAUUGUAAAAGGCUGGUGAAUAUAUGCAUUAACGUGAUUUUAAUUCUCUCAGAGAUUUUAAUCUCUAAGAAAUCAUUGUAAGAAAUAUUUGAAAAUAUGUUAGUAGUUUAUUCGGAAAAUUUAAAUGAUUGUAAAAGGCUGGUGAAUAUAUGCAUUAACAUGAUUUUAAUUCUCUCUCGAUAUAUAUAUAGUUUUUUUUUACGUGUUAAUGUAUAUAUUUUCACGAUAAAGAAUGAGGAUUAGCAACUGAUUAAGUAUUUAUUUAUUUAUAAUAAAUACUUAUAAAUAAAUCCUCUGUGAAUAUGCAUAUUGUAUUACGUUACAUCAUGCAAUUUUUUGGUUAAAAUUCAUAUUGUGAAUGAUUUGCAAACAUUCACUGUAUUUAUAGAAUUUUUACUGGAUAUAAGCAAUUGUACUGAACACAGCUAAACAAAUAAAUAGAUCAGCGAUUAUUUUUCUAAACCAUUUUUUUUAUUUCUUUGUCAGGAAAUGACUGUUAAGGCGUAUAAAUAAAUACGAAGGAUUUCUUACAAGCUUUAAAUUUAUGAACUUGAAUGAAUUAAAAUUUUUAACUGUAAAUUUUACGGUUGUAUUAUUGACAAGUUUUUAUCGCUAACUACAAAUUUUUAUUUUUAUUGUUUCAAACUGUUCUUUUAUUCCUUUAGUAGAUUAGAAAUGAUGGUAUAUGAUAAUAUUGUAUAUGUUCUGAGAAGAAUUGCAACUCUUCCAGCAGUAGUUCAAGAGUCGAAACCCUUUCUCAAAGGAAAAGAACUUCUAGGUACAGGUUAUGCUACUUUAGUAAAAUAUUACCCUAUUUAUUUUCCGUAUCUCUUCCCUAUUUUUACAUAACAAUUCUUAUCAUCAGUUUCUCAGUUCUGUUGUUUGUAUCAAAAUUCAGAUUAAAUUAAUACAAGAUGAUCCGGAUGGUAGAAUUUGUCAAAUACAAUAUCAAGUCGUAAGUUACCAUCAUUAAUUUUAAUGCUUUUGCAAACGGUACAAUAAUGGAAAUAUAUUAUUACUUGAAUUACAGACCAAGAAGAAGGCAGGGAAGUGUUCGGAGCUUCCGCCCUGACUGCUUCUGAAUUCUCACACAAAACGUGAAGAUGUAGAAAAUCGCUAUUAUAAUAUCUUUACCAACAAAAUAAGUAACUUCUUCUUUGUACCAAACAAGAUCUACAAUCCACUAUUCGUUCUUAUUUCCUUCCAUUCUAUCGAAUAUCAAUUAAACACCCACGAGUCGUUCUCGAAGUCGAUUUCAUUCAGAAGUUCGCCUUUCGAGAUUCGACACUUCGAUCUUUAUGAAGAAAAGUGGCCGGAUUUCCGCUGAACGUGAUGAAGAGGACUGGUUUAAUCUUAAUUUCUGUAAAGUCGCGUGGACGUAUAGGGUGCAUGGUGGGACUGCCGCUAUAAAAUCCUGGGAAAAUCGAGAUACAGCUUCUUCAGUAUUGUAAGCUACAUGGAAACACUUGGAAGGUUCGCUAGUAUUUGGGCGGUUCUGUUUUUCUGCGGCGUCCCGUUUUGCAGCUAUGGAAACUUUCCUUCUAAAGAUUUUGGAGAAAAAUUGGACGUUCUGUCUAAGAUAGUCAAUUACAUUCGCCAAAGGCCUCGUCAAAUGAAUGCCGAUGUUACGUUAUCUCUAACGAUCGUCGAAGCUAACGCGGCUGCUAUCUUUUUGCAUGAAAAUGCGCGACAUCUUGUGGAGAAACAUCGAAACAUUCUUCUGACGAUUUUAAGAUUAUGCGAUUCUACUCGACGAGAUUUGUUAGAUAAAGUCAUUCCAGAGAACGAGGACGUCCAGUUAUUGCACGAAAGCAUAAAUUAUCCAAUUUUGUGGCUGAAAAAAAUAUCAUGGCGCCGUGGCGCUCUAAAAAAGGGGAAGACCAAUUUUAAAUUAAAUUAUCGGGACAUACGAGAACUGAUAAUGCAAGGACCGCCCAAGGAGGAAGAAAGCGAUCGAUGUCUCGCCGAAAUUGUUCGGAACAAAUUGAAUUCCAGCAAUAGAAUUCCUGAUUUGUGCGCGGAGAUAUUGGCAAAUCGAGAAUCUAGCAGAGGAUACCCUCUUACACAUAGAUUGUUGAUUGUUCAAAUUGCUAAGAUAUUGAAAUGCGAUCGAGGUCUUCCAUCUUCGGAAUUAAUACUAUCUUACUGUUCCGCGAUCCUCGAGGAUCUGAUCGAUAUCGAAACAGCUGGAUUUCCUUAUCAAACGCCAGAUUUAACGAUGGAACAAGUUGUUCUAUGCGGCAUGGAAGGAUUCCUGGAAUUCACUGGCAAGCACUAUGAACGAUUAGUACUGCGUUGGUCUCGUCCCAGCGGUUGUUUCAGUUCGUUUGGAUAUAAAUUUGCCAAUAACGAGAUACGCGUGUCGCGAAGAACCUCUAAGCAAACGGACUUUGGUUGCGAUAGCCACGCUACUGGUUUAGCCGCUGCCACGCUUUCUUUAUUUAUCCGCGAGAAUCUGGAAAACGCUCGCUGGUAAACGCUCGAACCGCCCGACGAAUGAUCGCCUGCAUAACACGUACACGGAUACGGCGCAUCGAUAAAGGCGUAACGAACCGGAGAAGAAUCUGGAAACGACGGGAAGGAAGAUAACGAGAUAAGGAAGAGGAAGAACAAGUUACAAACAAAAAAUAAUUUAUUUCUCAUAGUCCGUAACAAUAGUUACAAAUGAUAGAAUCUCUACAUACGAUGGAAAGACGAGUAGAAUAGAGUAAAAGUGGGAGCAGGGGAAAUAAAUAGUCAGUCGUUAACCUUGCGUAGGAGAGACUGGUUCUCGCGGUGUGGUAACACGUAUAUUUUUGCAUAUGCUUAACAUUUUCUUCAUCCUUGAAAAUGGAAUCUAUUCUCGUCCACGGCGGGCAUCAGUCUCGCCUUUUUGAUAUCGCGUUCUGGCAAGCCGGCAGUGUCGGUUUCCUAGCAGAAAACGUGUCUCUCCCUCGCGAUUUCUCUCGAAACCCGGGAGCUUGCACCCUCGAACGACGUCCGCUUUUCUCUUCAAUAUCCGAUAUAUUCGAUCGUAUUAGUCGAUUUUUCAUGGGCUAUAUAGGUCAUUGAAGCGAAUUUUUUAUUAGAUUUUAAAACACCGAAGUUCCGACGAAACUUCAAAAACUUUCAUAUAAUACACGUGAUAUAAUUUUCUGUGGUAAGUAUCAAAAUACUAUCACGUGCCAUUAUAAAUAUACGAUGCACCGAGAAUUUUAAUAUUUUACGUAAAAAUAAUUUUAUUUUAUAAAAAGUAAAAUCUCGGAGUACUUCCUAAGCAAAUCUCCUUUUUAUUGCUUUUUUGCUUUUAUUUAAAGGAAAGAAAAAUAAAGAGACGAACAAUAUAGGUAAAGCAUAUAGCCCGUAAAUACAGCGAACCAUCUUGAGAACUUCCAAUUUCCUACGCAGAAGAUUAUUAUCGUUCGAGGGAACAUCCCGGUGUCAUAAAUAUGUCCUAAUCUACUGUCGACGAUUAGUUUUGGUUUAUAAACACGAUUGCGUGGUUCUCGAUAAAUUCUCUAUCGACAAAAAGGCGGUGCCUCGUGCUUUGGUGCGAUUACGCUAAUUGAACUUUAAGUAACUCCUUCCGAAGCAAUUAGACCGUUCUUUCUUGCGAUCGAAAUCAAUUUCUCGUCUGAAAGAAAGAAUGGUACAAUUUUUUCGCGAAAAGGAGACUUCUCGCUGCUUUUUUCUUUUUUUUUUUUUU